GGGAAGGGCACAAAGGCUGUUUAUAAAAGGAGCUCUUGCCCAGUGCUGUAACACAGAUGCCUCUGUGGUGGGACAGCUGGUUGUACAACCCUCAUUUACCUGGCACUAAGUUGCAUCCCCUUCCGGAGUAAACCUGCUAUUUGUAUGGGGAUUCUUUGCCCAGUUCUGAUAUACAGUUUCUGGAGUGGGGCAAUAGUUUCUGGAGUGGCUCAGAAAGCAGUGUGUAAUCUGGCUGGACUCUGAUGUGACGUCUAUGGGGGCUUUUAAUGCCUUGAGGGUAGGAAUGGGGGAUGGAGGAUCAGUGUCUCUGUUUGAUGUCACAGGAAACCACAUAUCCACUUCGCAGCAGCUGCAGAGGCUGAUACAGGGGUUGGGUUCAGGAUCCCUGAUGCAGUCAGUCAGCCCAGUGGGAAAAGCUGCCCCCAGAGCAACCUCUCAAUCCACAACUGGGAGUUAGGGUGACACAAGUGGGAGAGGAACCCCAGCAGAGACCCCAGACCAUGCUGUGCCCCACCUCACCUCACCUAGCCCUCCUGGCCCUGCUCUCUGUGGCUGGCGCUGUGGGUCAGGGGGAGCCAUGCCCGUCCGAGAUGAACCUGAUCAAGGACCGACUGCAGGUCAAUUGCUCUGGGCAGGGGCUCAGUGUGGUGCCACUUGCCCUGCCCAGGAACACUGGCAUCCUGCUGCUCAGCACCAACCGCCUGGCAUCCGUCUCCACUGCCUCCUUCCAGCACCUUCCUGAGCUGGCUGAGCUGGACCUAUCAGGCAAUGUACUGGGUGUGCUGCACACUGUGGCCCCCCUGCUCUUGCUGCAGGAGCUGAUUCUGUCCCACAAUGCCCUGGAGGUACUGCCCACACUGCAGGGCCUGCCUGCCCUCACCCGCCUGACCCUGGCUCACAACAACAUUUCAGAGCUGCUGCCAGGGGCCUUCCGGGAUGUGGGGAAGCUGACAGAGCUGAAUCUACGGGGAAACCAGCUGCGGACGCUGCCAGAAGAGGCCUUUGAGGGCCUGGCAGGGUUGAAGGACCUGGAUCUGUCUGAUAACACCCUGGAGGAGCUGCCACAGGGGCUGUUGGCUGGGCUGGAGCUGAACACACUGUGGCUGUCAGGGAAUCAGCUCCGCACUCUGCCCAGUGGCUUCUUCCCCGAGGGGCACAUGUUCGCCUAUGUCUACCUAGCAGGGAACCCCUGGCGCUGUGACUGUGGCCUGGCUUAUCUGCAGGAAUGGAUCGUGGACAAUGUCAUCAGCAUCUACAUCCAGGAGCAGAAGUCAGACGGGCUGCUGACUCAGAAUGAUCCCCAAAGCCCUGUGUGUGAUUCGCCCCUCAGACACCAUGGGCGCCCUGUCAUCGAGUUCCAGCAGGUCUGCGGAAAACCAGGGGACACAGACUUGGAUAUUGAUGGGACAAUGACAGAGGAGGGAACCCCUGUGCCCUCCACUACUGUCCCCUCCACCACCCUGCCCCCAACCACUCCUGUGCCCCCCACUACUGCCCCCUGUACAACCCUGCCCCCAACCACUCCUGUGCCCCCCACUACUGCCCCCUCUACCACCUUGCUCCCAACCACUCCUGUGCCCCCCACUACUGCCCCCUCCACCAUCCUGCCCACAACCAUCACCACACCCCCAACUACUGCCCCAGAAUCUGCAUCCCCAGCACCCCCAUGGCUCCCCAGCACCCCCAUGACUCCCACCACAACCCUUAUCCCCUCACUUCCCUUCUAUACCAGCCCUCUCCACAUCACCCCCUGCCACCAGCCAUCCCCUCCGAUGGGGGCUCCUCGCCUCUGCACAUGCCCCACCCCACCCCCAACGAUGCCCGUGCCUGGGCGUCAGAAGGGCAGGGAGGGCCCACAGUGGGUCCACUGGGUGCUAGCCCAUUGCUGCCUGCUGCACCUGAUGCUCUACCUAGCCUCCUUGCUGCUGCUGCUGCUGCCCAUGCUGGCUCUCGUGGGCUGGAUGGGCUGGGUAUAUCUGGGCUGGUAUCGCCCAGCUCUGAGGGGUUUCCCGGGGGCACGGCUGGUGCGGUACCAGCUGCUGAGAAAGGGGGAGGGGGCAGCGCCCCCCAUGAUGCAUCUCAGCAGCUUCAAGAGCCCCAUAGAGCCCCCAACCUUCCGCACCACCAAGGAACUGCGGAUCCACCGUGACCCCCCUGUGCCUUCAUUCCGACGUGUUACCAGGAGGCUGCUGAGUGUGGGGGGGCUGGGCCCCUGGCGGGCUCCCUCCGCCUACAGCCUAGACAGGGGGGAAGCAGCUAUCGGGGCUGUCAGGGUGAAAUAUGCAACCGCCACCCUCUAAUGGGGGCAGGACACCUGGGUUCUACUGCUGGGACUAGGGAGGAGGGUCCUGUGGGCUUGUCAGGACACCUGGGUUCUAGUUCCAGUUGUGUUGCUGUGACCUCACCCACUGUGCACCAGGGACAAGAUUCCUCCCACUGCUGCAGGAGCUGAGAGGCUCCCUUAAUAUAUGUAGAACCCAGGAGUUCUGACUCCCAGAUGCAUCUCCUGCCUCAGACCAAUGGGAUCUUCUAACCCUGUAUAGCUCCUCCAUGCAUACACCUGUUGCAGGGGCCAGAUCUGGAAUAACUGUCCAGAGCGGCAGUUUCCCCCUAAAACCAGGCAGUUCAGGGCUGGCUGGUGCCCUGGCAGAGCCCUGUAGAUAUUUCCUCCACUCUGUAUGAAGUCUCUUGUUGUUCUUAUAAUCCACAUAAAUUCUGAUCCUGCUUUGAAUCCUGUGGCAGGCAGUUCCAUUGGCUAAUCACAGAAUAAAAACCUUUCCUGGAUGCAACUAGGUCACAGUUCAAAAACACUAGGCUGCUAGUGGUCUUUGCUGGAGGUGAAUAAUGAUGCUCAGUUUUGCAUGCUCCCGCUAGAUGGGAAAAGCCUCAUAUCCUAUUCCCUGACCUGUCUGAGCCAGCCAAUUCCCCUGCCUUGUGGGUGGAUCAGAGACCACAUGCUCUAGAGAGAAAAAAACGCAUAUCCCGAUCCCCACCACUCUGAGCUGACUAGAUCCCUUCCCAUGGGGUUACAUCAGCCAGUGCCCUCUAGAGAGGAAAUGCCUAAUCUCCCACCGCUCUUAGCCAGCCAAUUUCCCACCCUGGGGCUGGAUUGGAGCUGGCGCCCCCUAGAAAGGAAAGACCCCAUGUCCUACUCCCCACUCCCAUCAGCCUGCCAAUCUCCUGCCCUGAGGCUAGAUCAAAGCUGGCACCCACUAGAAAAGAAAGGCUGCAUGUCCCACUCCCUGCUGCCCUGAGCCAGCCAUUCUCCUGCCCUGGGGCCAGAUGGGAGCCAAGGACAAUGCCCCCUAGAGGGGAAAUGCCUCAUCUCCCAGACCUCAGCACUCUAAGCUGGCCAGUUCCCCCACCUUGCAGCUGAUUUGCAGCAGCAUCUUAUAGGAAAGAGAAGAGUGGAUAGUUGUAUGAUUGUUUAAUGGCUUUGAGUUCUGGUUCCAUUUCCCAUAUAAGUGUCUGAUUUCCCACAUCAUUCGAAUGCACUAAACUGCGGCUAGAGCACUUUGUAAUUUCUACUUCCUCUGUAACUAACACACACAAAUAUAUAACCCAAACCCCAUUUCAUAUAGGAGAGCUCCUUGAUGGUCUUAAAGAGAAAUCACAGAUCGUUUUGUGGAGAUGUGAGGAGUCUACAAUUUUUGUUUGUUUCUCCUGUCUUUCAGUGUCAGCGCUAGAGCAAAUUACAGUCCAGGUUUAAGGGGCAUUGCUGUAGUAUAGGGUCACAUGCCAAAUCUGUCCCAAUGACACAAGAAGGAAUCCAGUUACUUUAGCAGCCAAUCCCUGUAACCACACAACUCCUUUGAAGGAAAAGAGAGCUCAUAAUAUGAGAAGGGGAGAUCAAAUCAAAGAAUUGGCAACAAAAGUUUAUCUGGAAUGAAAUAAAAAUGAACACCCGGGAAGUAUAUUGUAUAUUCAGAUUUCAUUCAAAUUUUAGAACAUAGUUUUCUCCAAUUCUAUGGGAGAAUGAGACUUCAUGAUUUAAAAUUUUAUAUACCACAAGAGACAUAAACCCACAGGUGGUUUCUCUAAUGUACUGAUUAGCAUCUUGGUCUGACAUCUGACAGGUCCCUGGUUUGAAACAAAGCAGAGAUGACACAUUUUCCUUAUUUUUUUCAAUUGCUCUUGCUUUAAAUGUAGUCUAGUAUUUAAUUCUUCCCAGCUCAUUGAGGUCAAAAAUCAUAAUCACAUAAGGAAAAUGUCAUGACUAUCCUAAAUGCAUGGACAAUACAUUAGUCCAUCUUGCUCAGUUUAUGCUAUUAUAGUGGUCGGUAGCAAGCUGAGUGAUCCUGAUGGGAUGACUGUAGAUAAUAUUUUCCGGUCGUGUUCCCACAGUGACGUUCUCAGAUGACCAACAUCCCCCAUCUUUGGAAGGAAUAAAGUGCUAACAUUUGGAUCUGAACUUGGAAACCCAGCCUUUAAUAACAGGAAGUUCAAGUCUGGAAUACAUUUUUACAAUUGGUAUAAGAUUCACAAUGUCACAAUAACUGAAAUUGCUUUGUCCUUAUCGUUUGCCUAGCAUAGAAAUAAAUGUCUUUAAAUGUAAA
Molecule: messenger RNA, 4556 nt
Organism: Gopherus evgoodei (Goodes thornscrub tortoise)
Lineage: Eukaryota; Metazoa; Chordata; Testudines; Testudinidae
Product: platelet glycoprotein Ib alpha chain-like
Exons: 2
Coding region: 501-2300 (599 amino acids)
Cellular component (GO): plasma membrane
Molecular function (GO): protein binding
Source: RefSeq, a predicted model, not a curated record